CCUUUUCGGACCUUUUUUUUGGUAGGCGUGCCGCCGUGGAGUUCUCACCCUCCGAUGCAAAAGGAAUUACGUAUGCACAGCAUUCAUCAGGCACACAUGAUAUUGCGUGCCGCGCUAUUGUGAGGAUGCACUAGUGGAUUGGUGGUUGUGAAAAUUGUGAUAUUGGCAAGGGGGUAAUGUAUUCAUCUAGAAAAUGAGUCUCCUGAGGGAUCCAAGUUACGUGCCUCUGCAAAGAUUUAGUGUGCAACCAAAGAAACAUACUGCGGACAUUUUUCUGUGGAGGGACAAGAAAAUUACUGCCAGUGUGCUUGGGUUUGCCACUUCACUUUGGGUGCUUUUUGAGUUGCUUCAGUACCAUUUGCUUACACUUGUUUGCAAUAUACCGAUCCUUGCAUUGGCAGUCCUUUUCCUUUGGUCCAAUGCAUCCACCUUCAUCAACAAGUCUCCACCCCAAAUUCCAGAUGUCAUUCUGCCUGAGGACAUUGUCCUGGGUGUUGCUGCUGCACUCAGGACUGAAAUAAAUAUAGCUCUUGAGAGUUUUCGGGAUAUUGCCUCUGGGAAGGAGUUGAAGAAAUUCCUUGCUGUAUGUUAUCAUGUCCUUGUAGUAUAAUUCUCUCCAUUAUCUUGAGAGAAUCAGCUUGAUCACUACUUCCUGUGUAGUUCUUCAUUCAUUUGAGUGUCACCUCUUCUACAUUUUAAUACAAAAAUUGGCAUUGUAUUAACUGGGAAAAGGAGGUACAGACCGAGAAAACGAGAUAUUGACAUGUUGAGGAAGCACUUGCUCUGUCAUCAUGCAUCGCUGAUAAAUAUUGUCUCCUCAAGAGUUUUGCCAUCCAAAUCCUUGGCAACCGUGUCUCGGGGGAAUUUUAGCAAGCCCAACUCAAAUUUCAAAUAUUUUUCCUGAGGAGAGUACAGUGCAGAACUCCUAGGAUCAGCAGGCUAUACGAAACCUCGCAAAUUUCAAAAUUCCAGAGCAACUGAACCGAGCAAAAAACAAAUACAAUCAUCUAAAGGUUAAGUGUUCACCAACAUCUCUUGUAUUCAUUACUUUUGUAGAUUUAUCCUCUUCUUAUAUCUUUAUUCAUCAAAAUUUUCAUUUUCUAUCAUAUACUCUUAUUAAUUUUUUUUAAAAUAAUGUUGUUGAUAUAUCUAGAGUUGAUAUUAUCUUCCAAAAUGAUUUCUGUUACGCCAUCAAUAUCUGUAAAGCUUUCAUAGCUAAAUUUAUUUAUUUUUGUACUUCCAUCCAAUUAAUGUAGCCUAUUUUUUAGGUCUGAGUGGUUCUACAAUUUUGGACCACAGGAGUCCCGAUGCUGUGAAUGAGAUAAAAUAAUGAAUUCACAUUAAUUACUAACAUAGGUUAACAUAGGGCAAACUGAGCUCCAAAAAAGUUCAAAUUCAACCCAUCUCUGUUUUCUAAUGCUAGCUUUUUGAAUGGCCCAUCUUUGCUAGUAGUUAGCUGACUCAUAAAUCUUUUCUUUGUAAUUUCCUUAUUGAUAAGUAAAGAAACAUAUAUGAUACUUUUUAGUUAAUAACAUAAUAUUGGUUCUCAAGGGGAUGACCUAAGGGAUAGGAGUAACAACUUGGAGAUUCCAGGUUUGAAUCUCAGCUGCAACACUUGGUGCGCCCAUCUUGUCUAGCCUUGGUGGGCAGUACUAAGUUGUCAAUAUGUGCCAUGGACUCCAAUACUAGCUCUGUUUCCAUGCUUGUAGUAUGGUGUUGAAAUUUCUCCCGGGUUACCUCGUGACUUAUUUGAUGCCAGGAAGUUAGACUUUUGCAUAUGAGUUUAAUAAUUCCCCUUGUGGGAUGGACAGGUGUACCAGUUAAUUAGUUGGGGUGCAUGCAAGCUCUAGGGACACCAUUAGUUUCACUAAAAAAAUGAAUUGGGUACUGUAGAAUAUAUGCCCAACUAUGGGACAAAGGCUCAUACAUAGUUGUGAGUUGUGACAUAGUGAGACGGUAGUUAACUUGAUCCCCAUAAUGGAUAAAUUCCUUGAGGACUUGAAGUUAUUGUCACUCUAUAUCAUUGUAUUAUGGACCAUCUUCUGUUUUCAGGUAUGGGAAACAAGAAAUUAUGGGUAAGUAGGUUAUAUGGGAGCCAUACAUUUUUCUAAAAAUUUCAGUUCUGCGACUUAAUGAGAUGUAGAGUGCAAAACAAUUUUUAACUACAUGUGGAACUUUCUCUAUAUGUUUUUUUGCUAAGAAAUUGCUUCAUGGAUCUUUCUUGUGUCUUUGAACUUGAAUAUGCCUUUUGUUGUGCGUCAAAAAGCAGAAGUUUCCCUUUGAUUAUUCUACAAACUACAUAUAUAUUGAAGAUGUAUUUUUUACUUGAAGAAUUUGCACCACUCAACAGGAUUACAAGUUCUUUUCUCUACAAUUAUUAGUCUUUCUCUUAUUUUUUUCAUUUUAGGGGAAGUUUUGACAUCCUAGGUGUUCUGGAACUUACACUUGGGAUAUUCAGUAAUUGUAUCCGGGUUCAUCCUCCUUCCAGAGUUAGAUGUAAGGUAUAGGAGUUUUCAGGGCUAUUACCUAAUACUCUUGAAUAUGAACUAGUUCCGCGUAAGGUUAUUUGGGCAAAGUCUAUUCAACAAUCAUUGUCUGGAUAAAGAAGACAUAUGACUGUAUUUCCUUGCAAAUGAGAGAGAAAGAUCAGCUUUUGCCUUGUAUAUCUAUUCGAAAAUGGAUAAGGGUUGCAAAGUAUAACUGCACCCUUGCCCAAUAAUGUUUUUAGUAGAAAUUGAUUUGCAUUUCCCAUUUUAUGUAGGUCUGAGAUAUAUAUUGCUCUAGUGGAGUUUAUGUGUAUCAAAGAUUUGGUGAUGAGAAUGCUUAUAAAUGAUGUUGAACUGCUUAUGCUUCCAUC
Messenger RNA from Solanum stenotomum, 2857 nucleotides. Its product is annotated as reticulon-like protein B1. The record is from RefSeq and is a predicted model, not a curated record. The transcript has 4 exons. The coding region runs from base 194 to 610 and encodes 138 amino acids. Lineage: Eukaryota; Viridiplantae; Streptophyta; Magnoliopsida; Solanales; Solanaceae.